CUCUCUUCUCUCUCUCUCUCUCUAUGUAUAUUUAUAUGUAUAUGUAUAGUCAUCUCAUCAGUGUUAGCGGCGUUCAUGCCAUUUAGAGAGAACCAGAAAGAGAUCGAGAUAGCUGAGAUAGGUACGUCUAGAGGGAGCUGAGAUUUUUUGUUAAAGAGAGGGAAAGAGAGAAGCAAUGACGUCAGCGGCGUCUGUGACAAGAUGAACAAAGUAGCAAGAGGAGAGCAAGCCACUCGUCCCUCUCGUGAAAACCUUAGUGUCUCCAUAGCCCCGCCUCCAUCGUCCACCAACACUAAGGUGGCCGAAACAGAGAAAGGUCCGACGGCUGAUGAGAAGUUUCUGUUCAGUGAUGAAGCACUCCGUUGUUUUACAAGCUACCUUGAAUACCAUAAGAAGGCCUAG
Molecule: messenger RNA, 402 nt
Organism: Ilex paraguariensis (yerba mate)
Lineage: Eukaryota; Viridiplantae; Streptophyta; Magnoliopsida; Aquifoliales; Aquifoliaceae
Source: the annotation of a GenBank genome assembly